CAGCUGCAGGAGAUGGAGACUGACAUGGACUACCUGUACACACAGUUCUACAAGAACGUCAGCUCUGCCAGAGACUGUGACUGCAAGGCAUUCACCGCCACCAUCUCCCGCUUGGAGCAGGGACUGACCAACGUCACAGAGCUGGCCAACGACAACCGGCUGGCCCUGGAUGGGAGUCCCGAUGCUGGGUCGGAGCGCUGGAGUCCCUCUGUGGAGGACAUCUACCAGGGGUUGGAUCACGUCAAGGCCUCCCUGGCCUUUGAGCAAGAGAAGAGCAGGACUCUCCACCACAACGUGACCCAGCUGCUGGCCUCCUUUCUGGGCAUCCAGAGUGACGUGCUCAGUCUGCGGGAGAGAGACGAGUGGUUGGCGGGUGAGAUGCGUCACCUCUCCAGCUCCUUCUUUUCUCUUUUGAACGAUGCCAUGCGCCACACCGACGUGCUGGAGAUGCUCCUGGGAGAGGAGGUGAUGGGGUUUAUGGACUGGCCCCUAAGCAACCAGGAGGCCCACUCCAUCCCUGCACUGCAGGAGAGGCUCCGCCACAUGCAGGAACAGAUCAGGGGCCAGAACAUCAGUCUCACCUCCCUGCUGGAGGCCACCCGGGCAGAAGAGUUCCUGGCCUCAGACGAGCCCUCUGUGCUGGUAGACUUGGCCUCCCGCGGCCUGAAGAGGAGGAGUGGAGACCAGAGGAGUGACCACCUCGUGGUCUCAGCAGCCUCUGAGGACCGGCAAGACUACUCUGACAGUGACCUGUGGAGCCUUGAGAAAGCAGUGAAGGAGCUGGGGGAGAAGGUCCACAGGCUGGAGUACAGGCCUUGUACUGCCAGCUGCAACAACACCAAAGUUAGCGCCAAACUGCAGGCAGAGGUGGCCUGGCUGAGGAGGAGUUUAGAGAAUCAUUUGAGUCUCUUCAAGAACGUCUUCAGUAACUCAGAGGGACUGGCCGACUCAGAAAGCACCCUGGACUUGGACCAGCUGUGGGCCCUGAUGAAGAGGAAGGAGGGGAAGAGACAGAGGAAGCGCAAUAACAACAAAGAGGGAAUCAAAGACCAUAUUGGAAAGAGAGAUAACCUUCGCAGCAGGAGGGAUACAUCAGUGCUAUCCAAGCUGGGGGACAGUACCCUUAUGUUUCUGGCCAGAAGCAUACAGCGCAGCAGACCAAGUGACAGCAGCCUCCUGGUGUUUGAGGACACAUCGCUAAACCUGGGCCAGAUGUACUCAACUCACACUGGGAUGUUCCAAGCACCUUUGGCAGGAAUCUACCUCUUCGCGCUGACGCUGAACUUUGAACCUGGCCCCUCGCUGUCUGGGCUGAGGAGAGAGAACAGGGAGCUGGCUGCCACUCUGCAUCAGGACAAGAUGG
Messenger RNA from Salvelinus sp. IW2-2015, 1363 nucleotides. Its product is annotated as multimerin-2. Gene Ontology annotation, molecular function: protein binding. The record is from RefSeq and is a predicted model, not a curated record. Lineage: Eukaryota; Metazoa; Chordata; Actinopteri; Salmoniformes; Salmonidae.